GUCCCCGGGAACCACAUGCAGGCAGAUACUACCACUCCCAGCAUGCAAUGCUUCGAGGAAGAGGCUCACCCAUCCCAGCACCCAUUGUUUCCUGGACGCCGUCCGCACGCCUGCAUGACGUCACUUAAUAUGCAACUCUGCCCCUCAAGUUCCUGAAAUUUAAAAAGAGUCCCAUGCUGCCCCGCGCGGCUUUCCGUUGAUUGGCUGCGGAGUUGCUGGCGCGAGGUUCAAAGUUGUCGGGAGAAAGGGGCGCCCCUGGCUAGGCGCGUAGCGACAUUGAGCGAGCUGGGCAGUAGGCUCCCCGCGCCGCUUCACCAUGGCGGCCGUGAGCUCCCAGGGCGGCGCUAAGAAAGAGGAGAAAGGAAAGAACAUCCAGGUGGUUGUGAGAUGCAGGCCUUUUAAUGCGUCAGAGCGCAAAGCAAACUCGCAUGCUAUUGUAGAUUGUGACCAUGCAAGAAAGGAAGUUAGCAUUCGUACUGGAGGAGUGACUGAUAAGACCGCAAGGAAGACUUACACAUUUGAUAUGGUCUUUGGGGCUCAAGCAAAACAAAUUGAUGUGUACCGGAAUGUUGUCUGUCCUAUUUUGGAUGAAGUUAUUAUGGGAUACAACUGUACUGUGUUUGCCUAUGGCCAAACUGGAACAGGAAAAACCUUCACAAUGGAAGGGGAAAGAUCUCCUAAUGAAGAAUAUACAUGGGAAGAGGAUCCAUUAGCUGGUAUAAUCCCCCGUACACUGCAUCAAAUAUUUGAAAAACUUUCAGACAAUGGUACAGAAUUUUCUGUUAAAGUCUCCCUGUUGGAAAUCUACAAUGAGGAACUUUUUGAUCUUUUGAAUCCUUCUCCUGAUGUAGGAGAGAGACUACAAAUGUUUGAUGACCCCCGUAACAAGAGGGGUGUGAUUAUCAAAGGAUUGGAAGAAAUAACUGUGCACAACAAGGAUGAAGUGUAUCAUAUUUUGGAAAGAGGAGCAGCAAAAAGAACAACUGCAGCUACUUACAUGAACGCAUACUCUAGUCGUUCACACUCUGUGUUUUCAGUCACCAUACACAUGAAAGAAACUACCAUAGAUGGAGAAGAGCUUGUUAAAAUUGGGAAACUAAACUUGGUUGAUCUUGCAGGCAGUGAAAACAUUGGACGUUCUGGAGCAGUUGAUAAAAGAGCUCGUGAAGCAGGAAAUAUCAAUCAGUCUCUGCUUACUCUGGGAAGAGUCAUUACUGCUCUUGUAGAAAGAGCCCCACAUAUUCCAUACAGGGAAUCUAAACUCACUAGAAUCCUGCAGGAUUCUCUUGGGGGGCGUACAAAAACAUCUAUAAUUGCCACAGUGUCUCCUGCCUCUGUAAAUCUUGAGGAAACUUUGAGCACUUUGGAAUAUGCACAUAGAGCAAAGAAUAUCAUGAAUAAGCCUGAAGUUAACCAGAAACUGACAAAAAGAGCUCUCAUUAAGGAAUAUACAGAGGAGAUUGAACGCCUGAAACGAGAUCUUGCUGCUGCACGAGAGAAAAAUGGAGUUUACAUUUCUGCUGAAAACUAUGAUGCUCUUACUGGAAAAGUGACCGUUCAAGAAGAACAAAUUGCCGAGUAUAUUGAGAAAAUUAGUGCCAUGGAGGAAGAAGUGAAAAGAGUCACUGAGCUGUUUGUGACUAAUAAAGAUGAGCUUGAACAAUGCAAAACAGAUCUGCAGAUCAGGGCAAGAGAACUGGCAGACACUCAGAAAAACUUACAAGAAACGAAGUUUCAUCUUAUGGAGGAGGAAUAUGUGUCUUCAGCUUUGGAGAACACUGAAGAAAAGCUUCAUGGAACUGCUAGCAAGUUGCUUAGUACAGUUGAAGAAACAACAAAAGAUGUAUCUGGUCUCCAUGCAAAACUUGAUCGUAAAAAAGUAGUUGAUCAACACAACGCAAAGGCCCAGCAGAGAUUUGCAGGACAAAUGAAUGCUCUGUUUAGCAAAAUACAAGAUUCUGUUAAUGAGAACAGUCUGAAACAACAACUAAUGCUAGAAUCUUAUAUUAAUUUACUCGGUGACCUUCUGUCUGCCAGCUCUUCAGCCACUAAUGUUAUUGCAUCGGCCGUAUCUUCAUCUUUUGCCUCUGUUGUGGAAAUGCUAUCUGCUGAAACUUCUUGGCUUUCUGAAAAAAUACUAGAACAGGAGACUCUCUCAGUAAAAAAUAAAGCUGAGUUGAAGAAAUUGAUGGAAGAUCAUAAGUUCGGACUAGAAAGCACAUUAAAUAGUCUGAUGCCUGUGGUAGAAUUUGUAUUGGGAAUAAACUGCCAGUUUCAGAAUAACAUUAAGACAUGUUCAGCUCUUGUUGAAAAGAUGGAAGGACAUAAAGAGGAAACAAACACCUUCUUUACAAAACACUGUCUUGCUCUGAAUAAAUUACAGGAAGAUAUAACCUGUGUUCUGGUUCAACUUCAGAAUGACUGUGAGAAUUUAAAGGAGGAAGCAGAGGUGACAAAGCUGGCACUUACAGAGGGCAGCACCCAACUCAUUGCUUCUCUUCAAAGACAACUAAAUUUGUUGGUUCAGGAAACCCAGCAGAAUUUAACUGGUCUAUCUAAAAAAGGAGGAAACUUGAAGACCAAUAUUGCUGUUGUCCAAGAAAACAUCUGUUUGCAAACUACAGACCUUGUCAGUUGUACAACUUCCCACCGCAACAGAUACAUUGCAUCUUUAGAUGACUUCUCACAAGAGAUCAGGCAGGUAAACAGGGAGGACAAAAAGUUGCUGGAGGAGUCCACUGAAUGCUGUGAACAGCUUCGCAGAAGUCUCACCACUGCGUGUCAAGAGACAGAUGGAUGGGUUGAAUCUGCAAAUACUAAGAUUGGCUGCCUUACUGACCAACAGAUAUCCUCCUUCAGCAGUGAGCUGGAGCGACUUCAGUGUUUUCAGAGGAAAACAAAUGAAAGCUGUAAUGCAUCAAUUGCUGAACUCACAGACCAAAUUAACAGACAGACAGCUGCUGAACAAAGCUCACUGAAUAGCCUCCUUGAUCAUAUUGAAGAUGCUAAAGAGAUGUUCCUGGAGCAAAAACUGAUACUCCAUGAGGAAACACAGUGUGGAUUGACUGAGGUUAAUGCUUUCCUGCAGGAGGAACUUAAAGUGGAUAUUCCAACAGGGACAACUCCACAGAGAAAAGACUACUUAUAUCCAGUGACUCUUGUGAGAACAGAACCUCGUGACUUGCUGCUUGAGCAAUUGAGACGGCAGCAACCAGAACUCAUGGCUACAUUAAAUAGUGCUAUCAAGGAGAUAGAAGAGUGUGUGGAUCAGGACUCAUUGGAGGAAGAAGGGAUAGUACAGGAACUUAAUGGAAGUAUCUUCAGUGACAAAUCUUCCCUAGACACAAGUGUGUGCUGUCAAACAAAUGGAGGUGUUCCCUUUUUCCAGCAUAAAAAGAGUGUGAAAAAGGAUAAUAAAGAGAACAAAUCUACAAGCAUUUUGGAGAGAUCCAAGAUGGAUGAUACUACAGAACAGCCUCUUCCCAAGACUAAGCUUCCUUUAAGAGCACUGAACUAAGCUAUUUAAUGCAGACCAUUACAUUUCUAAAACUUACCUCUGAUCUUUCUGCUUAGUCUGUUUUCUCAACCAUUUUUAGGUGCUGUACAUAGUGAUAUAUUGUUGCAAAAAUCAAAUUUUUCCUGGAAGUUGACCUGUCUUUUUGUCUGAAUUGUUUUUAUACACUGUAACUCAAACAUGCCAUUUUCAGACUUUUAAAACUUCAAAUUAUGGAUCUGUAUGUUAAAUAAAGACUUUUAAAAUAUAAA
Messenger RNA from Pelodiscus sinensis (Chinese soft-shelled turtle), 3765 nucleotides. It is a transcript of the gene KIF11, whose product is annotated as kinesin family member 11. Gene Ontology annotation, cellular component: spindle microtubule; mitotic spindle; nucleus. Gene Ontology annotation, molecular function: ATP binding; plus-end-directed microtubule motor activity; microtubule binding. The record is from RefSeq and is a predicted model, not a curated record. Lineage: Eukaryota; Metazoa; Chordata; Testudines; Trionychidae. Gene Ontology annotation, biological process: microtubule-based movement; mitotic spindle assembly; spindle elongation.